AUGUCCUGGACCGUCACUUGCCUCUGGGAUUCUAGCGACUCUAGCACGGGAGAGAUCACCCAUCUCCUGACCUGGAGUCUGUCUCAGGUCCAUGACCGUCGUAAUGUCCCUUCUUUCACCGUCUCAUUCAGGCAAUCUGAAAAACCCUCAAUCGUCCGGUUUGAACCGCAUUCUAUUUUGCCCACAAGCUCGAAUGCCGAUUUUGGCGAAUGGCGAACACCAUCAGUGCCGUUCACUUCUUCAGCUGUUGAACAAUUGCAGCCAUCCUUGGAUGGGGAAAUGCCAAAGUCCAUCGAGGCCCCAUUUCAGCCCGCCCCUACCGAGCAAAAAAGCCUCUCGGCGAAGAUUCAAGAAUUCAAGCACAGAAUCAAGGAAAAGGUCGACAAUGUCAUCGAAGCUUGCAAGAAUAUAUCUUUGUGUCCCAAGCCGGGUAAAGUAUCUUACCAGGGUGAUGGACUUUCGAUGUAUGCGCCAACGUCAACCUAUGAGAGUCCUGAUGCUGAGCAUGACGAGCUUGACGGCGAUUCUGAAGCUUACGACGUACUUGAGCCUACACGAGUUGAACAAGCAGGUGCAGCCCAAACAAGGGAUCUCAGCCUUGAGGAGUCAUCCACUGGUGCAAGCUCGUUACUUCUCUCUGACAGCCGCAACGGCAUCCCCUCAGCCGUGAUCUUAAAGUCUUUCUUCCUCUCCCUUACCUUGCUCUCUCUCCUGACGUGGGUCAUCCUACGAUGUCGCGACCCACGACGCCGGGCAGAUCGCGCUGCUCGGCGAGAAGAGCGCCGCACUAUCCGUCUCUAUCGCCGCGCCGCGCGUCAUCAAGCGAUUAAAAAUUGGGUCUGGCAAGCUCGUUUGAGGUACGGUCUAGUCUCUACCACUGUUCUUUAUGAGGAAGAAAAGCGAUCGCGUGUAGCAGAGCAGGACGCUGUGCUAGAAAAAAUGAUGGAAGAGGACAUUCGCGCUCUUCGCGGUACACACAAUGCUGUGACCGCGAUGACGGGUGCGACCUUUGCCGCCGAGGAAGGGCGGUCCGGCUUUUCGCUCGCACGUGGAGAGAGCUCCGGGCACAGAAGGCCCAGAAGCAUGAGGAGUGUGAGCACACUUCCUGGGUACGAGAGUGAGGGUACCCAACCGCCGGGAUACGAUGAGCAAGGCCGGCGUGCUUCUAUGACCGAGUUCACGAGUGAUAGCAGUGUGAUAUCGACGAGUCCGAGAAUUAGUCGCGACGGGACGAAUAGCGAGUAUGAUGAGAAGCUGGAGGAAUUCAACUUGAAUGAUCAGCGCGCGGAUGGGAUCAGGUCAUGA
Molecule: messenger RNA, 1305 nt
Organism: Bacidia gigantensis
Lineage: Eukaryota; Fungi; Ascomycota; Lecanoromycetes; Lecanorales; Ramalinaceae
Exons: 1
Coding region: 1-1305 (434 amino acids)
Source: RefSeq, a predicted model, not a curated record